Messenger RNA from Nycticebus coucang (slow loris), 489 nucleotides. RefSeq names its product S-phase kinase-associated protein 1-like. Gene Ontology annotation, molecular function: cullin family protein binding. The transcript has a single exon. The coding region runs from base 1 to 489 and encodes 162 amino acids. NCBI's taxonomy places the organism in Eukaryota, Metazoa, Chordata, Mammalia, Primates, Lorisidae. The record is from RefSeq and is a predicted model, not a curated record. Gene Ontology annotation, biological process: SCF-dependent proteasomal ubiquitin-dependent protein catabolic process. Gene Ontology annotation, cellular component: cytoplasm; nucleus.
AUGCCUUCCAUUAAGUUGCAGAGUUCUGAUGGAGAGAUAUUUGAAGUUGAUGUGGAAAUUGCCAAACAGUCUGUGAUUAUCAAGAUGAUGUUGGAAUAUUUGGGAAUGGAUGAUGAUGGAGAUGAUGACCCAGUUCCUCUACUAAAUGUUAAUGCAGCAAUAUUAAAAAAAGGUCGUUCAGUGGUGCCCCACCACAGGGAUGACCCUCCUCCUCCUGAGGAUGAUGAGAACAAAGAAAAGCGAACAAAUAUCCCUGUUUGGGACCAAGAAUUCUUGAAAGUUGACCAAGGAACACUUUUUGAACUUAUUCUGGCUGCAAACUACUUAGACAUCAAAUGUUUUCUUGAUGUUACGUGCAAUUCUGUUGCCAAUAUCAUCAAGGGGAAAACUCCUGAAGAGAUUCGCAAGACCUUCAAUAUCAAAAAUGAUUUUACUGAAGAGGAGGAAGUCCUGGUAUGCAAAGAGAACCAGUGGUGUGAAGAGAAGUGA